AUGACGUCAUCAGCGCGCGCCCCUGCACUCGAGCGCUUCCAUUGCGCAUGCGCACUCUGCAACGCCUCCUGCCUGCUGUGGCUGCAACCUGCGGGGAUGGAUGGGGGCCCCGUGGGAAGACUGCCUAUCAAUAAAUAUUUAAGAGAUAUCAGUUUCACAAACAGCGGAGGGGACACACUCUCUUUUGAUAAAUAUGGAGAAAUUCCCUCUAAGUUUGACGUUCUGAAUUGGGUGCUUUCCCCCAAUGACAAUCUUCAUAGUAUUAAAGUCGGAAGUUAUGACCAGCUAAACGGUUUAACGAUUAAUGAAAGUCUUAUAAGGUGGCACCCAGCAUUCAGUCAGACCCCACGUUCAUCCUGCAGUGAAACUUGCAUUUACGGAUAUAGAAAGACAUCUAAAGCGGGAUACCCAGCCUGUUGCUAUGACUGCAUCCCCUGCCCAGAUGGUGAGAUAACCAACCAAACAGAUAUGAAAGUCUGUAUCAAAUGUCACCAAACCCAGUGGCACAAUGAGAAGAAAGAAAAGUGUGUGAAUAAAUACAUUAUCUAUUUAUCUUAUGGAGAAGCACUGGGUACAUCAAUGACUUCAAUAUCAGUCUUUUUAUUUGUUCUCACAUGUUUGGUUAUGGGAGUUUUUACUAAAUACCAGAACACCCCAAUAGUUAAAGCCAAUAACCGAAAUCUCAGCUACGUUCUCCUCUUCUCCCUCAAGAUGUGCUUCCUCUGUUCUUUAAUAUUUAUUGGCCAACCUAUUAAAUUAACCUGCAUGACUCGACAGACAGUGUUUGCCAUCACUUUCUCUAUUUCCCUUUCUUCCAUCUUGGCCAAAACCAUUACAGUAGUCAUUGUGUUUCAUGCCACCAAGCCAGGAAGCAAAUUAAACAACUACAUUGGAUCUAAAGGUUCAGUCUCUUUUAUAGGGUUCUGUUCACUUGUUCAAGUUGUUAUAUGUGCUUGUUGGUUGGGAAUUUCUCCCCCAUUCCCACAGUAUAACAUGGAAGAUGAAGUUGGGAAGAUAAUUGCUGAGUGUAAUGAAGGAUCAUUGAUUGGAUUUUACUGUGUCCUGGGAUACCUGGGGGUUCUGGCCUCUGUCAGUUUCAUCAUUGCUUUCCUUGCAAGGGACUUGCCUGAUACUUUCAAUGAAGCCAAGUUUAUCACCUUCAGCAUGUUGGUGUUCUGCAGCGUGUGGGUCUCUUUUAUUCCAGCCUACAUGAGCGCUAAGGGCAAAUAUGUUGUGGCAGCGGAAAUAUUUGCAAUCCUGGCAUCUAGCCUGGCACUACUGGGCUGUAUAUUUAUCCCUAAGUGCUAUAUUAUACUUGUAAAGCCUGAAUGUAACACAAGAGACUUUAUUAAAAAAAAGGAUAAAAAUAUUAUAAUUCAUCACCAGUAA
This is a messenger RNA of Xenopus tropicalis (tropical clawed frog), 1389 nucleotides long. Its product is annotated as vomeronasal type-2 receptor 26. The coding region runs from base 1 to 1389 and encodes 462 amino acids. Gene Ontology annotation, cellular component: membrane; plasma membrane. Gene Ontology annotation, biological process: G protein-coupled receptor signaling pathway. NCBI's taxonomy places the organism in Eukaryota, Metazoa, Chordata, Amphibia, Anura, Pipidae. The transcript has 4 exons. The record is from RefSeq and is a predicted model, not a curated record. Gene Ontology annotation, molecular function: G protein-coupled receptor activity.